GCGCCCCGGGCCGCUUAGCCCGCAGGACCCCCGCACCCCCGCCCCUCAGCCCGUCUUCCGCACAACCCCCGGCCGCUUCUGUGACGGGCGUCCCGAGGCCGCGGGCUCCGGGUUCCGGCGAGUCAGCUGUUUGUGCCCAGGGCGCGGGGAGGAGCUCCGGGCGCGCGCGGCGGUGAACGCCCGACCUACGUGCUCGCUCACCUCGCGACCGCGGCGCGCGAGCCGGUGUCCCCGCGGCGGGCGGCAGCAGGGGCGGAGGGAGCCCGCGGACAUGGCGGAGACCGUAGCGGACACCCGGAGGCUGAUCACCAAGCCGCAGAACCUCAAUGACGCCUACGGGCCCCCCAGCAACUUCCUCGAGAUCGACGUGAGCAACCCGCAGACCGUGGGCGUCGGCCGGGGCCGCUUCACCACCUACGAGAUCAGGGUCAAGACAAAUCUACCUAUUUUCAAGCUGAAGGAAUCCACUGUUAGAAGAAGAUACAGUGACUUUGAAUGGCUGAGAAGUGAAUUAGAAAGAGAGAGCAAGAGACAACCAGAAAUUGAGAAGGAAAGAGGCAAUGGGCGGGGGGGGGGGGGGGGGAGGGGAGACAGACACACACACACACCUGGUAGCCUUGAAAAGCUUCCCCCCUGCAGGUCGUGGUCCCCCCGCUCCCUGGGAAGGCUUUUUUGCGUCAGCUUCCCUUUAGAGGAGACGAUGGAAUAUUUGACGACAGUUUUAUUGAAGAAAGAAAGCAAGGACUGGAGCAGUUUAUAAACAAGGUCGCUGGUCAUCCCCUGGCACAGAACGAACGUUGUCUCCACAUGUUUUUACAGGACGAAAUUAUAGAUAAAAGCUAUACUCCGUCUAAGAUAAGACAUGCUUGAACUUUAACAAGAAGAAGCAAGGAAAGAAAAAAAAAAAACUUUCUGUGACUUUUAUUGAUUGAUGUGCACCAGUGAAGAAGUCCUAGCUGACUGCAUGCAGCACAGAGACUGGUAUAACACGCCUUCCGUAUACUAACACUCAUGCGCUCAAGUUUGCUUGGUUUGCUUCUGGCAGUUGCCGAGAAGUUCAUUUGCUUUAGUGAAAAACCCCUCAUUCUAGCCUUCCUGUCCGAAUAGCUCCUCCUCACACUUUCAUUGUAGCGCACACCAUAACCUCACGAACCUGUUAGCCCAGCGUAUUCAGCAGUGUCCUAACUAAAGCUACUGACGUGGUCUUACCUGCACAA
Molecule: messenger RNA, 1217 nt
Organism: Erinaceus europaeus (western European hedgehog)
Lineage: Eukaryota; Metazoa; Chordata; Mammalia; Eulipotyphla; Erinaceidae
Gene: SNX3
Product: sorting nexin 3
Exons: 5
Coding region: 272-760 (162 amino acids)
Biological process (GO): late endosome to Golgi transport; endocytic recycling
Cellular component (GO): retromer complex; early endosome membrane
Molecular function (GO): phosphatidylinositol-3-phosphate binding
Source: RefSeq, a predicted model, not a curated record